AUGCAGAAACUGGAGAAGUUGGAAGAAAAAGUGACCAGUGAACUGCAGGUCUGGCGGAGGAGGAGGAAGGAGGAGAAGGAGAAGGAGGAAGGCUUGCCACCGAUCAAUCGUGUGUGCAGUGGUCCAAAGGCGGAGAAAUUGGGACCACUGAGCAUUUUGAUUUUGUCGGCGCCCGUCAGAGCAUUCCAUGGAAUUGUCUGGGACUUCCAGUCAGGUGGGAAACCGAGCACUGGCUAUGAUGGCUACGUGCAAGCCCUGAGUUUCAUGGGGAUGGACAUUGGCCAAAUGAUCCCAGCGUAUUUAGGUGGCCACAGCGCUCCGGGUUCUGCGAAGAAACCCCGCACCAAAAACAGAAAAGCGUCGACGGUCUGCCUGGCCCAGCCGGAACCCCCGGCGCCCGCGGCACCUGCGGCACCUGCGGCACCUGCGGCACCCGGAGCGCCUGCCUUUGAGCCUGUGGUCCUAGCCCCAGAACGGGCGUUCCCACUGACCAAACGCAUUUCUUCCAACAGUGACCUUGUUGAUGCUCCAAGAAAGGUACUGUCGAACCCAGAGGAGUCCAGCAGCAUGGUGAACAUGGUCAGUGCUAGGUCCGGACGCUUCUGUCCAUCCUCGGAAAAGUUGAAUCAAGCCAUCUAUUCAGGAAAUUUGACGGAAGUCUUCCGCGUCCAAGAGAGGCCCGGAGAAAGAUUCAGGGGCUUGAUGGAAGCCUUAUCGCCACGGAAUGAGCGAAACGAUGAGGCUGAGAAGGAGUUCCCACCUGUGCUCGAAGCUCUUGACGUUGAAACGGAGUCGCUGAGCCAAGAACGGCGCGAAAGCCGCUGGCUGUGGCUGAGUCCGCUGCAUGAAUUUCUGGCGAGAUAUGCAUCGAAAGCUUUGGGUUUGAUGCCUCUCUUCGAUGUCCAGAUGGAAGCAGAGGACACUAGCCGGAGUCGACUCCGGCUCCGGGCUCGGCGAAUGGUGUCCCGUCUCUACCAUUGGUUUGUGCUCUUCAGCUUGAUUUUGGCAGCAGCCUGGCUUGGCAGUCGCUACAGCAGCGAUGUGAACGAUGAGGACUUUGACUGUGGGGGGUUGCCUCCCUUGACCACUGACCUGGCAAUCGUGAUCAGCGCAUGCAUGGUCUUGAGCAGCUGGGGUGGCUUUUGGUCUUACCAGGAAACAACUCAGCGGGUGGCCUCUGGUUCCCGAGAUCUGGCUGACUGUUGCGAAAUGAUCCAUUUGGAUCACGCUUGGAGAAUAUGGAGCUGCACGGAUGCUCUCAUGGCCAGCCUAUUAUUCUUGGGGCUGCUGGGAGGUCGGGUGGCGGUGACUCUGAUGACCCUGGAGGAACACCGGGAGGGUGGAUGGGGACCCGUUCUCCUGUCCAUGCUGCCUUUCGCCGUGAGUGCUGGCAUCUUGGCGAUUGCCAGCUUCUGGCAGGUGAGGACCUCCCACGCCAUGACUUUGAUCAUCAACGAAUGGAGUGGGACGUUGGUGCGUGGGCAAAGCAGCGCCUGGCAACUGAAGGGGGCAUGGCGGCUGAUCAGCGGACUCUUCCGGAAGACCUCCAGGACCUUCCAAUACUGCUAUGCAGCUCUCUGUGCAACCAUCGUGCUUGUAGCCUUCACAGCCAUCAACGACGCCCGGAGGGAUCUGCUGGUGCCGAGUCUGCCGAACCUCGCGGUGGCCUUGUUGUUGCCAGGAGUUUUGGUGAUCUUGGCCUCCACCACCACGGCAUGUCGACGUCUGCCGUCUCUGGUCUCGCUGGUGGAACCAACCGAUGCCAAGCAGGAAACGGAGUUCAUGGAACUGACGCUGUUUCUGUCCUUCAGUGAAUGCGGUUUCUUCCUCUGGGACACCAGUGUCACCGUGGGACUGGUUCAGAAACUCCUCUACUUCACAUUGGCCGUGGCAGGAACCAUGGGAUUCCAAUCUGGAGUACCUCCCUCCCUGCUCCACCUUUGGUUGUUUUGCUGAGCGAGCGUGUCAAGCUUCAUCGGCCUCCCUGCAAGGGUGCUGGCCGUUGGGUCCUGUGGGUGUGAACAGACGGACUGAGUAAAUACUCAGUCAGAAUAUGUUCACAAGUUGACAAUGCUCCUUCUGUGCGAAGUGUUCCACUUGCGAUAAGUAUGAUUCGGA
Molecule: messenger RNA, 2118 nt
Organism: Cladocopium goreaui
Lineage: Eukaryota; Dinophyceae; Suessiales; Symbiodiniaceae
Source: the annotation of a GenBank genome assembly